CAUUAAAUUUCUGCUAGCUUUCAGUUUAUUUACUGUCUAAAAAUUCGUGUUAUUUUCUUAGUAUUUUCUGCAGUAUGGCUGCAAUAUAUGAUGGCAUUUGGGAUCAGCUGCAGUUGCCUAGCUUCAUGGCAUCGACGAGUUAUCCUGACCUUCAAUGCUCUAUGGAGGCUUUAUGGAACGGCGAUAUUCGAUUUUUUCCCCUAUAUUAUUGGUUGAUACUGGUCUUCAGCGUUUCUGGAAUGACUCACAGUCUUGUACAGUUGUAUCAACAUGCGUUUAAAAAAAAAAGCAACACGCAUAUAAACUCCAAAGUGCUUAAAGUUUUGGCCUGUAGCCAGCUAUUUAUAGUGGCCCAAUCCUGGCUAAUCUUGGUCUACGCAGCAUUGGUGGUAUCACCUGCUAAAAUGUAUGUCUGGCUGGUUAUCCAUUGCUUGCUGUUAAUUUUGCAACAUUGGGGCAUUGCAUUGAAUAAUGCCCUUAUGGGAGACGUGUGGUUUUGGCCAAAGUCUGCCAAAACUGUCAUUAGUCUGUUGAUUAAUUUGGGAAAAAUUGGAAUUGUGUAUCAGACCAUGUGUGCCUUCGAUGUGGCACUCACAGAAGAGAGGCCUGAAGAGUUGAUGCUAUUGUCGAAAAUAUUAAAAGCCAUUUAAACUAAAAUGAA
This is a messenger RNA of Drosophila obscura, 661 nucleotides long. RefSeq lists its product as uncharacterized. The record is from RefSeq and is a predicted model, not a curated record. NCBI's taxonomy places the organism in Eukaryota, Metazoa, Arthropoda, Insecta, Diptera, Drosophilidae. The coding region runs from base 75 to 650 and encodes 191 amino acids. The transcript has 3 exons.